This is a messenger RNA of Manacus vitellinus (golden-collared manakin), 2848 nucleotides long. RefSeq names its product KN motif and ankyrin repeat domains 3 (gene KANK3). The record is from RefSeq and is a predicted model, not a curated record. The annotation marks the transcript as partial. Gene Ontology annotation, cellular component: cytoskeleton; cytoplasm. Lineage: Eukaryota; Metazoa; Chordata; Aves; Passeriformes; Pipridae. Gene Ontology annotation, molecular function: protein binding. The transcript is spliced from 9 exons. Gene Ontology annotation, biological process: negative regulation of actin filament polymerization.
AGCUGCCGCCCCGACGGGCGGGACGUGGCGGUCGGGCCUGACUCGGCUGCCAGCUGCGAUGACAAGGGCAGCCAGACCGACGUGGGCAGCAUCGUCCUGGUGGGAGGACAGAAGGAGCCUGGUGCGGGCAAGGAGGCAGAGCCUGGGGGGGGCAAGGAGAUGGAGCCUGGUCCAGGCAAUGGCCCGAGCAGCCUCUCAGUGCAGGGCACGGGAGCAACAGAGGGGAUGUGCCCAGGCAGCCUGGCCCCCAGGCCAGCUGUGCUGGACACGACACACAGCAGCCAGGACCCGUCCCCAGCACGGGACAGUGGAGCCACCCCAAGCCCUGCAACUGGAGCCCUGAAGUCCAUCAUGAAGAAGCGGGAUGGUCCCCCCCGGAGCGAGGCAGAGGGCAGCAAGAAGAGCCUGCAGUUUGUGGGAGUGCUGAACGGGGAGUAUGAGAGCACAUCCAGUGAGGAGGAAGAGGAAGAAGGUGACAGCUCCUCUGAGAAGGGUUUGGCCGACAGCUCUGACAGCUCAGAGCAGGGAGACACCGAAACCUCGGAGGAGGAGGCCGGGGAAGGCGCGUGUGAGCCAGGACAGGAGUGCCAGGGGACUGACGUGGCCCUGCCAGAGCUGCCUGAGGUGAAGGAGAAGUUCGAGCUGAGCCCCAGGAUGCGGGAGGCCUGUCUCAUCGUCAAGACCCACCUGGGCCACCCCGGUGCCACCAAGAGCAAAGAGGUGCUGGCCAGCAGCAGCCUGGUCCUGCAGGAGUGGUUCCGUCUGUCCAGCCAGAAGUCGUCCGUCCCCGACACUGUUGCCAACCACCUCCUGGCGUUUGCCGAGGUCUCACCGGCUCUCCUGGCCCACGUGGUGAACCUGGCAGAUGGGAACGGCAACACGGCCCUGCACUACAGCGUCUCCCACUCCAACUUCCACAUCGUGCGGCUGCUGCUGGACACAGGGAUCUGUAACGUGGACCACCAGAACAAGGCCGGGUACACUGCCCUCAUGCUGGCGGCGCUGGCGGCUGUCGAGCAGGAGGACGACAUGAACGUGGUCCGGAGGCUCUUCAGCAUGGGCAACGUCAACGCCAAGGCCAGCCAGGCUGGCCAGACUGCGCUGAUGCUGGCUGUGAGCCACGGCCGGCAGGAGAUGGUGGAGGCCCUGCUGGCCUGCGGGGCCGACGUGAACCUGCAGGACGAGGAGGGCUCCACGGCGCUGAUGUGCGCCUGCGAGCACGGCCGCGCCGAGACCGUGAAGCUGCUGCUGGCUCAGCCCGCCUGCAACGUCUCCAUCGUGGACAGCGAUGGUAACAACGCCGUGGCCAUCGCGCUGGAGGCCGGACACAGCGACAUCGCUGCGCUCCUCUACGCCCACCUCAACGGCACGAAGGCUCAGCUGCCCCAGGCGGCAUCACCGACAGCCACGAAGAACCCUGGGAGUCCAAAGAAACCAAAUUAGAGUGACCUUGGGAUCCAGCCAGCAGCCACCAUCAGCACUGGGCUGUGAUUCAUGUUCCCUCACCUGCCACCCCUCUGUGCCAAAUUGCUCUCUGCAGCUUUAGUCCUGUCACUAGCACUGUCCCUGAGCCUCCCUUGCCCGUCUCCACUCACACGUGGCCAACUCACUGCAUCAAGUGACAGGAGCCAAGCAUCAACUGACCUCGGGAUGGGACAUGCAAGGAGCAGAAGUCACCCCAUCCCCUCUACUCCCUGCCAUGACCAGAGCUGCACUGCCUCCGAGCCCUCUGCAAGGAGGGAGCAGCAGAGAACAAACUCAGCAGAACCAGCCCCUGGUUUGUGCUCUCUGGCAGCCCCGAGAAGGCAGCAGUGCUGGUGACACAGAGCCAGGAGGGCAAGUGACAGCUCCUGGCCCUGAGCAGGGUCACAGUGCUGUGCAGGACGUUGGGAGAGGGGACACCAGCUGGUCAACGCUGCCUCGGACGUGGGCUGGGAGCACUUCCAGUCUGACAUACUUGCUGCCCUUCUUUUCUGCCAUUUCCUUUCCUGGCUGAAAUCUGUUUUUUUUUUUUAUUUUUUCUAGCACAUGCACACAAAGCAAAAAAAUUAUAUUGCUUGGCCAAAGGAUGGAGUUCCACAUGAAAUCACUCGGGAUUUGGUUUGUUCAAUGGGAGCAAAACCUCUGAGCAGUUGGGGCUGCAGCCAAGUGACAGAAGAGGCUUAGGGCCAAGGAUGUGUUUGGGGACUGAGCCUGCCCAGAUAAUACCCCACAUGGGGUCCUUCUCCCAAAGGGAAGAAAGCAAUUGCCUCCUAAACAUUUCCCCAUUUAACCAGUCCCACAGACUAUGCAAACAGCCAGAGCCCACAGCCCAGUCCCUCUCUGCCCACUUUCCAUCCCAAAGGGGAGGACAGUGUCAGGAAAAACAGAUGGGCCAGAAGAGCUCAGAGCACACAGGUAGGGCCUGUGGAGGGAAACACGUAUGUCAGAGAACAUGUGUGUCUUUGCAAGUGUAUGAGUACUGUGUGGGGUGGGAACAGGGUAAGGAUAAGGACCAGGAGGUAAAAGGGUUUUGCAUGGGAAAGCAGCUCUGCUCUGAGCCCUUCACAAAAGUAAACCUGUCACAGCCCCCAUUCCUGCUCCUUGGCCCAGCCUCCCCCUAACUUCUGCCCCUGCCAGGCCUGCUCUGAGCUGGGAAACAUCCCCCCAAGAAACUAUAAACCUCCCCCCCAAAGCUCUGGGCACCACCCUGCUGCCCUCUUCGUGGGCCCGUCUCAGCUUUGCACUGGAGUUAUACACAGCGCUCACUGCCACUCUAAUACACUACUCUGUUUACUGCUAUUUUAAUACUGGUGUUUAUUUUUAAGAUAUAAAUAAAAUUUAAAGUUAUUUUGAAAUAUUACAGUGA